ACAGUGCAAAAUCAUCCUCAAAAAUGGGUGAAAUCAAGUGAAUCUCAGUGAAAAGAGAAUUUUAACUCAAGUAAGAAGAAAUUCUUAAACCAAAAAAUUACCAAGUCGGAAGAACACGUCAGACAGACGCGAAAUAUCAAGCAAAAUGGAAAGUGGUUCGACCUCGGUCGUACCAAACAAGACUGCGGCUGCACUGUUGAUGGAUGCUGCAAUUGCCGCCAUCAAUGGGACGGCGACGUCGACGCCGAUGACGCCAGGAGACGACGAUGAUCAGCCGAGCAUAUCGAUGGACAAUCUGUACCCGGCGCUGAUCCAGUGCUUUGCCAUCAUAAUCUGCGGAUACCUGGCCGGUCGGCUGAACAUCAUCACCAACACCGAAGCGAAGGGCCUCAACACCUUUGUCGGCACGUUCGCCCUGCCGUCGGUGAUCUUUCUGUCGCUGGCCGAACUCAACUGGAGCACGGUCAAUUGGAAUUUUCUGCUCUCGAUCUUGAUCUCGAAAACGAUCGUGUUCCUGGCGGUGGCGAUCAUCUCGCUACUGGUGGCCCGCCCCGUGAACUAUGGCCGCGCCGGCCUGCUCGCCAUCUUCUGCACCCAGAGUAACGACUUUGCGAUUGGGUUUCCCAUUGUCACGGCUUUGUACUCCAAAAUACACCCGGAGUAUGCGUCGUACAUCUACCUGCUGGCGCCGAUCUCGCUGGCGAUCCUCAACCCAAUCGGAUACGUUUUGUGUGAGAUUUCGAAGAUCAAAGCAAAAGCGGCCGCGGAAAAUGAGCCCAUUGAAUCUGCUAAUGGCCGCCGGCCGUCGGUUCCACCGUGCUCCCAGAUGGCGGACUCGGCCAACUCCAACCGUAAACUUCUGAAGGGCAAAGUUCUAGUCGUAGUUAAGAUUAUCGAGUCCGUCUUCUUCAACCCGGUGCUGUUGAUGACCGUGCUGGGUGUGAUCGGAGGUCGCAUCUUCCAGAACGGUCUGCCAGUGUUCCUGUCUAGCAUUCUGCAGGUCCUAGGCAACUCCUUCUCCGGAACGGCCUUGUUCUUGCUAGGACUGCGAAUGGUAGGCAAGGCAGCUACCCUGCAAGGUCCUGGAUUUAUCCUACCCGGCAUUCUGAUCAUUGUGAAGUUACUGGUGCUACCGCUGGUGACACGUCAAACGGUCAACAUUAUGAACGCCGGAGCCAACUUUUCCGAAACGACCGAUCUCAGCACGUUUGGCUUUCUGUACGGAACAUUCCCGGCCGCCCCAGGAGUCUUCGUUAUCGCCUCGCAGUACAACAUGGACGUGGACUUGAUCGCGAGCAGCAUGGUUGCGUCGACCUUCAUCAGCGCACCGUUGAUGUUCAUCUCGGCCAAGAUGAUCACGAUCACCAACCUCAAUCCGUCCGACUAUCUCAACGAGCUGGACAAGUUCGCCUUCGACAUCAGCAUCGUGGCCAUUUGCUGCUCCGUCUGGAUGCUGCUUCUAUUCACCCUAACCCGAAGGGUCAAAAAGAUGCCCCAUCGAAUUACGGCCUGUCUGAUCAUUUCGCAGCUGCUCUGCAACAUUGGUGUGAUCAUGUGGUCAACCCUGGAACAGACCAGCGGUUGGCGAAUGUACGUCCAGUUUUACUUCUUCACGAUCGGCUGCUACAGCAGCCGGCUCUGGACCGCGUUCCUCGCAAUCACCAUACUCUUUCUGCAAUGUCGCAGUUUGUGCUUCGUCCUCAAACUUUGGCCACUCUUCAUCGCGGCAGCGUGGGGCCUCCCAACGCUCAUCGUCUCCCUGCUGUUCAUGCUGGACACCAAGAACAUCACCCCCACCGAGAAGCGCAACCCGAGCUUCCAGUACGGCAACGCGCAAGCCGCCAUAGCCGUGUUUCUGCUGGUAAUGUGCUUCAUCGUAACCGUGGGUUGUCUCAUUCUGCACCAGCGGUUCAAGAAGCGCCACGAGCGGUACAUGGCCCUCUCGCGGGAGGUUUCGUCGCCGGAUGCGGACACGGCGACCGUGGUCGGAUCGACCAGCUCGGUGGCCAAUUUGAUCCAGGAAGCGGCCAAUGGAAAUGGGAUUCAUCGGAGGAGGCAUUCGGUGACGUCGAGUGAUGAUGAGAUACUGAGGGGAGGGGAUACCGAUGGAGGGUGUAACGGGGGUGGAAAUGGGUGCUGUUCGUCGAACAGGGGUACGGUUCGUUCCGUGGUGGACAUUGAGGAUCUGGUCGCGCAGAGGAGUAUCAACAAUGAUAUUGAAAACGAGGAAACCAUCACCUCUAGCGGCAUGUGCUCGGCCCAGUUCAACUGUCCAUCGGCGUCCAAGCAGCAGUGCCAGUCGCUGAUCGACCGGUACCGUGAGCACGCCCGCGACGGCCUGGAACCGCUCGAGUUUGACAAGAACGUCGACGAGCACCAGACGCUGAAGCACAUGGUGCUGCUGAUUUUGCUGCUCUGCUCGAUGUUUGUCGGACUGGCAAUUUCCGUCUGGACACUGAUCAUGGAGGGAAUGUCGGGGAUCUACGUGGAGCUUACGUUUUUGGACGCGUUCCUCAACUUUGGCCAGAGCAUCAUCGUGCUGGCGGUGUUUAUUACCGAUACCGGGGAGUUGCUGCUGCCGUUGCUCAAGUUCUGGCGCAAGGUCUGGUACGGAGCGAACAUGCUGCAGCUGCCGAUUUGGAGCGAAAUAAGUACGGAAACACGCCACAUUUGCGACCAGUUUACGACGCAUCACCUGGAGAACUGCAGGAAGGCCAUCGCAAAGGAUAAGAGAUGGCGCAUCAAGAUCUACAAGAAGGUGUUUUACGGCAACGUCUUUGUCGACUGGUUGCUGGAGGUCGGACUGGCCAAGGAUCGCUCAGAUGCAACGCUGUACGCGCGCCGUCUCAUCGACGGCCGGGUACUGCGGCACAUCAACAACGUGUACCACUUUCACGAUCGCAACCUGCUGUACACGUUCUGCGAUCGGUUGUAAAGGAGGUGUUAAAAAAAAGAGUGAUCUGACAUCAGUAGCCAGUAUUUUUGGGAAUAUUUUACAAGCAAAAGACACACAAAAAAGCAAACGAGGAUGCCAAGCUGAAAUGCAGCAGCAAUUUUAAAACGGGAGAACGAAUCGGAAAAUGAAACAACUAGCAAGGACGCUGUUACCAAAUGAAGACGAAACUGGAAAGUAUUGUGAUGACCAUUGUUUAAUUGUACACGCAGCCGGUACUCAUUUUUGUUGAAUAGUUUUAUUUUAAGUAAUUUAUUUACACACCCGCUGAAGGUAGUGAGCUGUGAAAGGAAAGUUAAGUUGUAAAUAUACCUUUUAUUUUUCGACAGAUUAGUUUGAAUUUUGGAAAUAAAUAUUGAUGCACAAAGUGCGAGCAAAUAAAACAUAAUACAAAGUAGAUAUUUCCGCCCUAGUAAAGCUUGCUUAAAGGUUCUCAACAAACUAGAUGAUGCUUAGUCAAAUAAAACAAUAUUUUAAUAAGAAAUAUACUAUGUGCAUGCUUAUGAUACAAA
Culex pipiens pallens (northern house mosquito) is the source of this 3465-nucleotide messenger RNA. It is a transcript of the gene anchor, whose product is annotated as integral membrane protein GPR155. Gene Ontology annotation, biological process: transmembrane transport; intracellular signal transduction. Lineage: Eukaryota; Metazoa; Arthropoda; Insecta; Diptera; Culicidae. The record is from RefSeq and is a predicted model, not a curated record. The coding region runs from base 146 to 2935 and encodes 929 amino acids. The transcript is spliced from 6 exons. Gene Ontology annotation, cellular component: membrane.